AUGGAACCGAGAGAUAAAAUAUUAAUCCUAAAAUACUUUCUAAGCAUCUUCAACGGAAUUUUCUUGGUUUUAGGUCUUAUGCUUAUGAUGUUCGGCAUGUGGCUUCUAAUUGACAGAAACAAUUUAUUCACUGUUUUAUCUUUCACAGGUGAAAACCACUUGGUAGCAUACAUUUCUUAUAUGUUGCUUGGCGUUGGAUCCAUCAUUGUUUUUAUUUCAUUCUUGGGAUUCCUAGGAAGCUUUGAAGAAAUCAGAUGGUUACUAAUUCUGUAUCUGGGACUCAUAGUCUUGCUGUUUGGUGUCCAAGUUGCAAUGCCAGUACUAAUAUAUAUAAGAAAAGAAGAGGUCCAGAUUAUGUGGAAUGACAGAAUUGAUGCAGUUAUUUCUAACUAUGGGAACAAAAAUCUGACUGGAAGAGAACAUGAGUGGGAUAUUCUGAAUGCUGUGCAGCAUACUCUGGAAUGCUGUGGAAGACACAAUUCUACAGACUGGAAAAAGAAUGAAAAUAAAGAACACACAAAUCAGGUCCCAUGUUCAUGUACAAAAUCUAAUAGGAAGGAAUGGUUUUGUGAUGCCCCCGCGAAUGAAGUGUACACUAAGGGAUGUGACGAGUAUAUUAAAAUGUGGUUUGAAAACAACACUUUGGUCUUAAUUGCAAUUAAUAUUGCACUGCUAACUGUAGAGGUCCUCCUGUUCACACUAGGUGUAUUGCUGUUCAAAAACAUCAAGAAGAAUAAAAUUUCACUAAAGGAAUAA
Molecule: messenger RNA, 756 nt
Organism: Emys orbicularis (European pond turtle)
Lineage: Eukaryota; Metazoa; Chordata; Testudines; Emydidae
Gene: TSPAN19
Product: tetraspanin 19
Exons: 8
Coding region: 1-756 (251 amino acids)
Cellular component (GO): plasma membrane
Source: RefSeq, a predicted model, not a curated record